Physella acuta is the source of this 1547-nucleotide messenger RNA. Its product is annotated as RWD domain-containing protein 1-like. NCBI's taxonomy places the organism in Eukaryota, Metazoa, Mollusca, Gastropoda, Physidae. The record is from RefSeq and is a predicted model, not a curated record. Gene Ontology annotation, molecular function: protein binding.
CUUUUUGUUUUUCCGGAAACAAGAUGGUGGGGUUUUACACAUGGGACUGUUGACGUUUAUGAAAUGCUAUAUCAAAGCCCUUGAUUGAUUUACAAGAUUAUGAAUCUAAUGAGUUGAAGCCAUUCACUUGACUUAAAUUAAUUAUAAAGUUAAUUACCCUAAAGUGGGGACUAAAAACUUUAAGGAUGACCGAUUAUAAGGAAGAGCAGAGAAACGAAAUUGAAGCACUGCAGUCGAUUUAUCCAGAUGAAAUCGAAAUUGUUGAAGAAGAGCCAUACCAUGUUUUCCAACUGACUGUGAUGCCUCAAGAUGCUGAAAAUUUUCCUGAUCAUGCAAUGUCUGCAGUGAUACAGUUUACAUACACAAAAAACUACCCAGAUUCAGCACCAUUAAUGGAGUUUGAAUCUACUGAGAACAUGGAUGAUGCACAACAAGAAUCUCUCAUGGAUUUUAUGAAAGCUCAGGCUGAGGAAAAUCUUGGUAUGGCAAUGAUAUUCACCAUAAUAUCAGCAGUACAAGAGAGAAUGACAAACAUGAUGGAACAAGCAGCCAAAGAUGAAGAAGAAGCAGCUGAAAGAAAAAAGAAGUCAGAUGAAGAGGCUGAAAGAAAACGCUUUGAGGGUACAAGAGUCAAUGUUGAGUCAUUUAUGGCUUGGAAAUUAAAGUUUGAUGCAGAAAGGGCUGAGAUGAGAAGGUUAAAAGGCCUUUCAGAUGGUUCAUCUAAAAAACCAACAGGUAAAGAACUGUUUAUGGCUGAUCAGUCUCUUUAUGACUCUGAUGUUAAAUUUUUGCAAGCAGAGGGAGACACACUGGAAGUGGAUGAAUCUUUAUUUGACGAUAUGGGAGAACUAGACUUAGAAGAUGAUGAUGACGAUGAUGAUCCGGAUUACAAACCAGGAGAUGAUGAUGACUGACUCAAAUGUAUUGCCUAGUCUAUGUGAUUUUACGAUUUUAAAUCUGGAGGAAUAAAUGGUGUAAAAAUAUUUGGGUGUUUUUGUGAGAUAUUGAAAAUUGUGUGCUCUCAUAGGUAUUUGGUAUUUUAUGAAUGAUUGAAAAACUAUAGGCUCCUACCAUUCAAUGGGAAAUUAAAUUUAAUUUCACUAUUGUUUUUUCUUUAAUUAUUCAAUAUAUUAAGGCUAUUUCUGUUUGAACCGGAUGUAAAUGACAAAAUAUUACAUGCUUAUAAAUUAUAUGAAUUAAAACAUUUUACUUUAUUUAAGAUAUUAUUUUUUUUAAAAGUACUGAACCUAGUACUAGUAAAAUCAAAAGUUGAGUUCCAAUGUAAGAAAAUGCUUAAGUGUCAGGUGAUGCCUGAUUGUUGUUUUUUUAAUGUUUGUUAUUAUUUAGUGCAGUAUUUUAAAAUGUACUUUAUUGUAUUUAUUCUGUGCAUCUAAUGAGCAAAUUUUGGAAGUAUUGAAAAUACAUUAAAAUUCGAACCAUUGAAACUUGUGUUGAUCUCUGAAUUAAAUGAAUUCUUACACUGCUAAAGGCAGCUUCAGUUGUAAUAAUUUGCCCUUUAUUAGUAGUUAUACAUACAGAAAUGAGGU